Messenger RNA from Monodelphis domestica (gray short-tailed opossum), 3721 nucleotides. The record is from RefSeq and is a predicted model, not a curated record. NCBI's taxonomy places the organism in Eukaryota, Metazoa, Chordata, Mammalia, Didelphimorphia, Didelphidae.
UUAGAUUCCUGCGAGGAUCAAAAGGGAUCAAAAUCAGGAGUCUGCAUUUCUGGUCCCAGCUAUGCCACUAAGGCCUUUGGGAUUGUUGGAAAAAUGAUUUGUUCUCCAUGGGCCUCAAUUUCUUAAUCUAUUUUGGGAGGAUUUUGCAGCUCUCAGGUCCUCUGUGGGAUAUUUCCAGGUUUAUUUUGUUAUAUUUGCCGUCCUCACCGCUCAUCUUUGUAAUCAUCCCUGCCCUGGUUUCCCCUUCUUUGACUUGUCAGCAGCAACUCAUCAUCAUUUCUCUCAAGUCCCAGAGGUUGUGAGGCAUCCUUUUCCUCUUCUCGUCUCAUGCUUUCGACGUGGUUUUGUUGGCGGACAUCCAUGUGCGUCAAUGUUUAAGGCUUGUUGGGUUUCUCAUGCUUUCUAAUAUCUGAAACCCACUAGAAAUGAUAUUUGUGACCUUGUCCACUACAGCCACUUCAAAUCUUUUUGGCCCCUUUUGAUGGACAGGUUGCCUGAGACACCAUCUUCAUCUUUUCAUCAAGGAUCACUCAUCUCUGAUAUGGUCAGGGUCUUGUAGUUAUUGGUGUAAAUGCUGAUUGGCUAGGCUGGUGCUGCCCGGAAGAGUAGUGAUCGUUAAACCCCCAAUCCCUGAGCGAUUCAAGGGGAAACACCAGCAAGUACAUAAAGUGUGAUUCUGACUGCCAUCUGACUGCCUCCUUGUCCUCCAGGGCUCGCUGCUGUCGAUGAGAUCAAUGCUGUGAUUCGGGAAGGUCAUCCCAGUAACACCGUGAUGGCACUCAUGAAACCUGAGGCCCAGCUCCCGACCGUCCAUCCCUUUGCUGCUGUUCUGUAUCAGGAAGAACUGUUCAACCUUCAGAAACAGAGCUCUUUGAACUAUCUGGCCCCCGAGGAACUGGCCAUGACAGUAGAAAUGGUGUCAGGUGUUGCUUUGCUUAACCAGGCGUUGGAAACUGAGGAUCUGGUAUCCAUACAGAAUCAUCUGCAAAAUCCUUCAAUACGCUUCCAUAACCUGGAUGAAGGACACUUGGAAUGGUAUGCUAACAGGCUCAUGUCCAUCAAAAUAGAAGCUUUAUCAGAAGGACAAGAUAACCUGAGCAGGAAUGAAAUCCAAAAUCUCAUUGAUAUCAUUUAUGUGGAAAUUCAAGAAGAAAAAGCAAGGCUCAUUGCUGUUGAUGAGAUCAAUGCUGUGAUUCGGGAAGGUGAUCCCAGUAACACUGUGAUGGCACUCAUGAAACCUGAGGCCCAGCUCCCUACCAUUCAUCCCUUUGCUGCUGUUCUGUAUCAGGAUGAACUGUUCAACCUUCAGAAACAGAGCUCUUUGAACUACCUGGCCCCCAAGGAGCUGACCAUGGCAGUAGAAAUGGUGUUAGGUGUUGCUUUGCUUAACCAGGCAUUGGAAACCGAGGAUCUUGUGUCCAUACAGAAUCACCUCCAAAAUCCUUCAAUAGGCUUCCAUAAUCUGGAUAAAGAACACUUGGAACGGUACGCUAGCAGGCUCAUGUCCAUCAAAAGAGAAGCCUCAUCUCAAGGACAGGAUAACCUGAGGCGGGAUGAAAUGCAGAAUCAAAUCGAUAGGGUCAAUGAGGAAAUUCAAGAAGAAAAAGCAAGUAAGUGCAGUCAGUUUGGUUUUGCAGAAUGGCUGAAAAUAUCAACAUCUGGAUAAUUGAAAUUUUUACCCAAUUCCUUACUCAAUUUUUAAUUUUACCCUUUUUUUCAGGGAAAUUGUUCUAAUAUUAAUUGCAUGAUUUUUGUCUUAGAAAAUGGAAGAAAAAUGAUACUAGUAUUGUUUUCACACCAGAAGAGUGGUAAGGUCUAGUCAAGUAGAGACAAGGUCACUUGAUUAGGAAAAUAUGUGAGGCCAGAUCUGAAUCCAGACAGUGUUUCCUCUGAAUGUGGAUAGUGUUUUUUCUCAUUGAUCUUUCCAAGUUCUUCAGGAUCACUGCAUUGCCACAUACACCACAGUGUAUCAUUCUCUGUGUAUAAUGAUUUCCUGGUUCUGCUCCUUUCACUCUGCAUCACUUCCUAGAGGUUGUUCCAGUCUCCAUGGAAUUCUUCAACUUUAUUAUUCUUUUUAGCACAAUAGUAUUCCAUUGCCAACAUAUACCCCAAUUUGUUCAGCCAUUUCCCAGUUGAAGGGCAUCCCCUCAUUUUCCAAUUCCCUUUAGAGGAUUUCUAAAGGUACCUUUUACAAUGCAAUGAAUAUAAUUUAACACUAUCUGGACUGUAGUGCCCUGAUCAUCAUUUUGAUAACUGAUGGUGAUAGAAAUGUAAAGGAUGCGGGAUAUUGGACUAAAGUCUUCCUCGGCCGAGGAAACAUUCUGGAAUAAUGAGGAAAUAUCUGAUGUGUGGCUCAGUGCCUAAAGUGCUGACUGCAUAGUGAGGAAGGCUUGAGUUCAAGUCAUGUCUCAGCUACUGCCUUUUUGUAUGACUCUGUGCCAAUGAUUGAGCCUCUGGCCGAGGUUCCUCCACUCCAUUAUGGGGGGAAAAAUAGUACCUCCCUCUCAGGGUUGUGGUAAGGAUCAAAGGAGAUGAUAUUUAUGCAGUACUGAGCAGCACAGUGCCUGUAACCCAGAAGGUGCAGAACUCAUCCUUGUUCCCUUUCUGUGAGUAAGUUGCUGAUCCCUUUUUAGAUUCCUGCAAGGAUCAAAAUGGAUAAAAAUCAGGAGUCUGGAUUUCACUUCCCAGCUACAUCACUAGGCCCACUAAGGCCUUUGGGACUAUUGGGAAAAUAAUUUGUUCUCCAUGGGCCUCAAUUUCUUAAUUAAUAUUCUGAGGGUUUUGCAGGAGAUAAACUCUCCUCUCCUCUAUAGAACAUUUCAAGGUUUAUUUUCUUAUAUUUGACACCAUCUCCUUUCAUCCUAGUCCCUGCUAGGGGCCCCCUCUUUCACUUGUCAUCUUAAUUUCUCUGAAGUAACACGUGUUGUUUGGCAUCCUUUUCCUCUUCUUGUCUCAUGCUUUUAUUUUUUUUAAACCAUUACCUUCCGUCUUGGAGUCAACACAGUGUAUUUCCUCCAAGGCAGAAGACUGGUAAGGGCUAGGCAAUGGGGGUCAAGUGACUUGCCCAGGGUCACACAGCUAGUAAGUGGCUGAGGCCAGAUUUGAACCUCGGACCUCCCAUCUCUAGGCCUGGCUCUCAAUCCACUGAGCUACCCAGCUGUUCCCUUGUCUCAUGCUUUUGACAUUGUUUUCUUGGCAGGCUUCUGCUUUAGUUGAUUUUCAAGGCUUGUGGGGCUUCUCAUGCUUUGAAAAGUCCCCAAGUCUCUUGGGUUAUUUGUGACCUUGUCCACUGUAGCUGCUCCACAACUAUUUGGCCCCUUUUGUUGUGCCAGAAGGCUGAGACACGCCAUCUGCCCCUUUCCAUCAAGGAUCAUUCAUCUCUGAUGUGGUCUAGGUAUUGUAGACCUCUCCGUGGUCAGGGUAAGUGGUGAUUGGCUAGGCUGGUGCUGCCCGGAAGAGUAGUGAUCGUUAAACCCCCAAUCCCUGAGCGAUUCAAGGGGAAACACCAGCAAGUACAUGAAGUGUGAUUCGGACUGCCAUCUGACUGCCUCCUUGUCCUCCAGGGCUCGCUGCUGUCGAUGAGAUCAAUGCUGUGAUUCGGGAAGGUCAUCCCAGUAACACCGUGAUGGCACUCAUGAAACCUGAGGCCCAGCUCCCGACCGUCCAUCCCUUUGCUGCUGUUCUGUAUCAGGAUGAACUGUUCAACCUUCAGAAUCAGAGC